Rotaria sp. Silwood1 is the source of this 1077-nucleotide messenger RNA. NCBI's taxonomy places the organism in Eukaryota, Metazoa, Rotifera, Eurotatoria, Philodinida, Philodinidae. The record is from the annotation of a GenBank genome assembly.
AUGGAUUCUCUUAACUGUCCUCUUACAUGUGAUAUUUUUCGUGAUCCCGUCAUUGGACAAGAUGGUCACACAUAUGAGCGAAAGGAUAUUAUUGCUUGGUUACAACGACAUGGAACAAGUCCGAUUACUCGGGAACCUAUGAAUAUUGAAUCGCUACGUCCAAACCACGUUGUGCACAAGAUAGUCGACGAAUUUGCAGCAAUUUAUAAGAAGAAGGACUAUCAAUUUCGUCUCAACGUUGACGUUCGCAAAACGGAAACACGACCCUGGUUUCAAACAUUCAGUAAAGCAAUCUACAAAGCCGAAUGGGUCGGUAGACAAGGUCCACCAAUUGUUCUAAUUAAAAUCGAUGGUGCAAAGGCCAAUCAUGAAGCUUUGUUUUAUGUCCAACUCACUUGUCAUCCACAUAUUGUUCGCACAUUUGGUCUUGUUGAAAGUGACAUGAAUUCUGUCAUGCUCGUGCAGGAGUGUGCAGAACAAGGCAAUCUUGUCAAAUUGUUACGAGAGAAUAAUUUCAAACCAAUUAGAAAUGUUCUCGUCGAAAUAUUUAUUCAGAUUAUUGAUGCGAUGAUUUGCCUUGCUGAUAAUAAAAUAGUUCAUGGAGAUUUGGCCUGUCGAAAUGUUCUUGUCUUCCGAUGUAACCCAAUUGUUCCAGAAGAAAACCUCGUCAAAUUGACUGAUUUUGGUCUCACUCAAGGCAGCAAUAUUUUUUCUGUGGCUGCUAGUUCGUCAAAAACAACUAUGACAAUUAUUCCGGUCAGGUACGCUGCACCAGAAUUACUUCGAACAAAUGGCGAUAAAAUGUUUUAUUCAGAAAAAUCUGAUGUGUAUUCUAUGGCUGUGUUAAUGUGGGAAGCGUGUUCCUAUGGAACACUUCCUUUUGUCUCAUUAACUAAUGAUACUGAUGUUCGUCGCUGCAAAUUACGUGGUGAUCAAUUACCUCGGCCGACGAUCUGUGACGAAGACCUUUGGUCGGCUAUCGUCCAUUGCUGGAGACUAGAACCAUCUGAACGACCAACAUUCAAGGAACUAAGACGUAAAAUAAUGCAUUUAGCCCAUGGAUCAAAUUCAACGUAA